This is a messenger RNA of Gongylonema pulchrum, 264 nucleotides long. The record is from the annotation of a GenBank genome assembly. Lineage: Eukaryota; Metazoa; Nematoda; Chromadorea; Rhabditida; Gongylonematidae.
UUGUGGUGUUUCAGCCAACCUCAGACGGUUGUUUGCCAAAACGGUGUAAUCGCUUGUUGGCAUCCUGAAAAGUCUUUCCCGUACGAGCAUUCAAAAUCAAUUGAUUUGGAAGAAGAGGAGAAGCAGGCUUGUAGUGGCAGUGUAUUAAGCAGGGAAACCGAACAAAUUGCUGAACUGCACGGCUCAUUAUCACUGACGGGCCCUCCCAAUUCUAUGCUUCGUGAGAUUUUUUAUACAGGAAAGCACGAGUGGAAGACAAGGUAA